UACACAGAUGCAAUAAAUAAAAUUGAACCACACCGCACCGUUUUUAAAAUUCAAAAAUUAUUCACAUUAAACCUAAUACUGAUUGAUAAGAAUCUUACUAGGGCACUUAAUUACGGUGCUAUCGGCACAGUUCUAGGACAUGAGCUUAUGCAUGGGUUUGACGAUAGUGGACGCAUGUUUGAUCGGACUGGGAAUAUGCGCCAGUGGUGGAGUAAUAAAACCAUUGACGAAUAUAUAAAUCGCACUCAGUGCUUCGUUGAACAAUAUAGCCAAUAUCAGCUGCUGGAUAUAGGAGAGUACGUGGAUGGUGAAUUGACUUUGGGAGAGAACAUUGCAGAUAAUGGUGGAAUGCGUGAAGCUUUUUAUGCCUACCAAAAGUACGUUGAAAAAUCGGGAAAAGAAGAUAGAUUGCCAGGAAUGGAGAAUUACAGUCAUGAACAAUUGUUUUUUAUAUCGUUUGGUUAUCUCUGGUGUGAAACCCUAACUCCAGCUGCCAGUCAUCAUGUCCUUGAGGACGUUCACUGUCCUGGCAGUAUACGACUUAAGGGGGUUUUAUCCAACUCAGAAGAAUUUGCAAACACAUUUAAUUGUAAACGUGGAUCUGCAAUGUUUCCGGAUAAUAAAAAGUGUAAAAUAUGGUGAUAUCUUAUUAAUGGUUAAUGAGCGAAGUGUAGUUUUUCUUUUGAAAUUAAACUAAAAUAUAUUUUACAAAUUUCAUACAAUUUAUUUAAACUCACUUUUUUUGUAUAAAAACAAUGUAUUUUAAGUAGGAAACAUUCAUUCAACUGUGAAAUAAAGCUUUUGACUUUUCUAAGAAAAUAAAA
Messenger RNA from Eupeodes corollae, 824 nucleotides. Its product is annotated as neprilysin-1-like. Gene Ontology annotation, cellular component: plasma membrane. Lineage: Eukaryota; Metazoa; Arthropoda; Insecta; Diptera; Syrphidae. The record is from RefSeq and is a predicted model, not a curated record. The transcript is spliced from 2 exons. The annotation marks the transcript as partial. Gene Ontology annotation, molecular function: metalloendopeptidase activity. Gene Ontology annotation, biological process: protein processing.